CGUCUAUUUACUUUGGUAUCCUUAUUAUUGAGUAUAUGCAAAAGUUUAGAUCGGACAGAAUCUACCUACAUUUUCUUUCCUGGAGUGUUUCGUUCUCUCACUUAACAUGUUGAUUUUCAUCCUCUUGUAGGUUCAAGCUGCACUUUGUGAGCAUGUUUCACUUUUAUUUUAGAAACAGGGAUUUGGCAGAAACUACAUGAGCUUCUAUUUAUAGUCUGCAAAGGAGAUAAAUCUAUAAAGGCAUCAUCAGCCUUCAUUAUUGUAAAUGACGUCUUUCAUUCUUGACAUGUCAUGUCAUCUUAUAAAUAUGUGUGAAGAGCUGCCGGUUAGUUUUCACCCACAUUUUUUUGUUCUGUUGAUAUUGUGAAAGUUAGUGGUGGUUUCAGUCAGCGUGGGAUGAGGGCAUUUAGGGCAGGUUUUUUCUUAAGCUACCUCAUUCAAAGACUACAGAAACUGAUGAAGUUACUGAAAGUUAGUUUGAGGUGUCAGUGCCUCAAAGUUAACCAUAAAACAUCUCAGGAGGUUGUUGCAAGGCCUCACCUUGUUACACAAGUCUCCUGUGUUCCCUUGAAACCGUUCAGGUAUCUGUUAUCAAGUACAAAAUUGUAAACAGUUAGCUAGCCAGCUUAUGUAAACUUACCUGGUGUGUAAAGGUUACAACGAUAAUCAGUAUUUUGGCAGCGUCUUGCUCAUAAAAAUACUUGCUUAGACAAAAUUGCAUCUGAAGUUAAUUGUUAUUAAAAAAAAAAAACUUUAGUUGAGGUCUUUCUUCACCUGAAAAGAAAGUCAUUUUAAUACACAAAUGGAAAAUUAUAACCCGGCUUGGUAUAAACUUUAAAACUUUAUUUUUUCUGAAUGUAUUUGGAAGCAAAUACUGGUAUUGACUGUUUAAUACUCAAGUAGUAAUUGUACAUGCUGAGAGCCAACUGUGUGUUUUCAUACACCUUUUAUGUCUUCUCACAGGUACAUGACUGCACUGACAGACUCUGAGGAAGAGGAGCCGAAUGAAGGAGAACAGGGGGAUAAAAAACAAGCAGAAGAUGAAUUAAAUGUCCUCCUUAAAGAGGUUGACCGUUUACACGAGGGAACAGAAUUCGACAAAAGGGAAAGUCUCAACAUCCUUUUGAAGCAAGAAGCAGAAUUUGGACAGGACUCCAGGUUUCUGUGGCGGUUAACUCGAGCUUACUGCGAUGUUCAUGACAUCAGCUCCACGCUGGAGGAGAAGAAGACUCAUGCAGAAACAGGGAAAAGGGUUGGAGAGGAGGCGGUAACCUUGAAUCCCUUAUGCGCUGAAAGUCACCAAUGGUUUGCUAUCAUGUGUGGAAUCAUGACAGAGUAUGACACAGUGCAAAACAAAAUAAAGAAUGGCUACAUCUUUAAGGAUCAUCUGGAUAAAGCCAUCGAGCUGAAGCCACAAGACCCAUUGUCUUACUAUCUGCUGGGCCGCUGGUGCUACAGUGUGGCUCAGUUGUCGUGGAUUGAGAGGAAAGCCGCUGCUGCUUUGUUUGGAGAACCUCCAAGUGCCACAGUGGAAGACGCGCUGAAGAACUUUCUUAAGGUUGAAGAGAUCCAUCCAGCUUAUUCCAAAUUUAAUUAUGUCUUUUUGGCUAAGUGUUAUAAAGACUUGGGGAAGAUCAAUAAAGCCAGGACCAUGUGUGAGGCAGCUUAUUCAAUGGACACCAUUUCUAAGGAGGAUGAAGAAGCACAAAAGGAGCUGGAUUCACUUUGCUAUGCCCUUGGAGUCUAAAAGACAGGAAGUCACUCCUCCAUGAACUACAACUCUGUAACAAGUGUUUUUGGAUACAACUGUCCCUAGACCAGGGGUCGGGAACCUUUUUGGCCAAGAGAGCCAUAAACGCCACAUAUUUUUAAAUGUAAUUUCGAAAGAGCCAUACAUUAAAGUAGUUUCCC
Oryzias latipes (Japanese medaka) is the source of this 1911-nucleotide messenger RNA. The record is from RefSeq and is a predicted model, not a curated record. NCBI's taxonomy places the organism in Eukaryota, Metazoa, Chordata, Actinopteri, Beloniformes, Adrianichthyidae.